Molecule: messenger RNA, 1126 nt
Organism: Fukomys damarensis (Damara mole-rat)
Lineage: Eukaryota; Metazoa; Chordata; Mammalia; Rodentia; Bathyergidae
Gene: Cd80
Product: CD80 molecule
Exons: 6
Coding region: 1-954 (317 amino acids)
Biological process (GO): cellular response to lipopolysaccharide; cell surface receptor signaling pathway; positive regulation of T cell proliferation
Cellular component (GO): external side of plasma membrane
Molecular function (GO): coreceptor activity
Source: RefSeq, a predicted model, not a curated record
AUGGUUCCUUCCUGGGUGUGGUUCAGCAAUGCUGGCUUUGAGUCUCAGAAGAACAGCCCCACUAAGAAUCUGAGCAGUGCCUCAAUCAAGGACGCCCUCGGCAGCUGGUGCUCUGUGACCACUGUCAUAAUCAGGGGAGGCAGGCAGGUGACCAAGGCAGUGAGAGAAGCAGUGAUACUGUCCUGUGAGUACAACAUUUCUGUUAAUGAGCUGGAGAGAAUUCGCGUCUACUGGCAAAAAGACAGACAAGCUGUGCUGAGUCUCACAUUUGGGAAAACGAAGAAGUGGACUGGGUAUGAAAACCGGACCAUCCUUGACAUCCCUAAUAAUCUUUCCCUGGUGAUCCUGACCCUGCGCCUGACUGACAGGGGCACUUACUCCUGUGUUGUUCAGAAGCCUGAAAAAAACGGCUUCAAAAUGGAACACCUGUCUUCGGUCAUGCUCUCCAUCAGAGCUGACUUUCCUGCCCCUAGUAUAACUGACCUUGGGAAUCUGUCUACUAACAUUAAAAGGAUACUGUGCUCAACUUCCGGAGGUUUUCCUAAGCCCCACCUCUCCUGGUUGGAAAAUGGAGAAGAGACAGAUGCCGUCAACACAACAAUUUUCCAGGAUCCCCAGACCGAGCUGUUCACUGUCAGAAGUGAGCUGCAUUUCAACACAACCAGCAACCACAGCUUCAAGUGUCUCAUCAAGUACGGAGAUGCAACAGUGUCGGAGACAUUCACCUGGCAGAAAUCCCAGCAGCAAGACGGUCCUGACAAUCGCAACGAUCAGUUCUCCGUGUCGAUGACCUGCCUGAGUACAGCAGCUGUGUUUCUGGUCAUUGUAUUCGGGGCCCUGGCCUGCAGUAGAUUUGCCCUAAAAUGGAGAGAGAGAAGAAGGAAUGAGGCACGAUUGCAAAUAAGGACGAUCUAUAUCAAACCGGAGAAGCAUCAGGCUGGACGGAAUGUCUGAAGGUCCCGCCUGUAUCUGUGAUGAUCUCUUCCAGAAACUUCUUCAGACAGCCAGGACGAUCCUGCCUGUGCUCCAGGACAAAACUCUUCCCUUCCGUGCUCUGCAUAAGCAAACUAGUGCAACACUGCAUGGGCACCACAGUAGCUCCGGUGACCUUGACAGCAGGACUUAU